Cervus elaphus (red deer) is the source of this 993-nucleotide messenger RNA. RefSeq names its product basic salivary proline-rich protein 1-like. The coding region runs from base 1 to 993 and encodes 330 amino acids. NCBI's taxonomy places the organism in Eukaryota, Metazoa, Chordata, Mammalia, Artiodactyla, Cervidae. The transcript is spliced from 3 exons. The record is from RefSeq and is a predicted model, not a curated record.
AUGCCGGCCAGACACGCCACCCAGCCCAGAAAGGAUGUGUGCCCGCGGGCAGCGGGAGAAGGGCUGGCAUCAGGGACUCGGAUCGUCCCAGGGGCCCAGGACGCCCCACACCAGAGACUCGUCCAGCCCCAGACAGCGCUUCAGCAGUGCUUAGGCUGCCGAAGUGCCCGCACCCCCAACGCAGGCCGGGGACCUGCGCACACCCCCACUGCAUUCCGGGGGCCACCAUCUGCACAGACCACCGCGCCCCGAAAAACCCCAUCUCCACACACCAGCACUGCAUUCCGGGGACCCCCGUCUCCGCCCCCAUCGAGUCCCGGGGACGCCAUCUCCCCUCCAUCGAGCCCUGGGGACCCCCUACCUCCUCUCCAUCAAGUCCUGGGGACCCCAUCUCCCCUCCAUCAAGCCCCAGGGACCCCCGUCUCCCCUCCAUUAAGUCUCGGGGACCGCCAUCUCCGCCCCCAUGAAGCCCCGGGAACUCCAUCUCCCCUCCAUCAAAUCCCGGGGACUCCCGUCUUCCCUCCAUCGAGCCCCGGGGAUCCCAUCUCCCCUCCAUCGAGCCCCGGGGACCCCCACCUCACCCCCAUCGAGUCGCGGGGACCCCAUCUCCCCUCCAUCAAGCCCCGGGCCGCCCCCCAUCAAGCCCCGGAAGCCCCGUUUCCGCCCCCAUCAAGCUCCGAGGACACCAUCAAGCCCCGGGGACCCUCAUCUCUGCGCUCCCAAGAUGCCUUGCGGGCUCCGGGCCCCGCCCUCUGCCUGGGUCUGGUAAGAAUCCCCAGCUGCCGGGGGCGGGGCUUCGAGGGUGGGCGGGGCUUCGCUCGCGGCCGGCCCGGAAGCGCCGCCGGAGCCCCACCAGGCUCGGGUGAGGGCGGGGCCAGGGGCGGAGGGGCCGGCCUGGGACGAGAUUUCAUUGGUGCUGAGGCCGGGCCGUGGGCGGGCCGAGGCGGGGCUUCGUUGGUGGUGAGGCCUGUGCGAGGGCUUCAUUGGUGGUGA